ACUAGACUAUGUACACAGAUGAUUUUGUUUUCAGUGGUGAAGGCUUGAGUAGAACCAGCAACACUUUUUGGAAAUGUUGAUAGCAGGAACUUGGUGCAAAUAUUUACCAUAAACUCAUUGAACAACAUAUCUCAGGUUUUUUGUAUUAGAGUUCCCCAUCUCUUGGGUUGUUGACUUUGUUAUGGUUUAGAAUCCAACCUACCUUGGUAGGUUAAAUGCACACCUGAGCACCAAACCAGAAAUUUCAAAGUCCUUGUGUGCAUGCACACAAGUCCUUCGAAAUUAUAUAUUUUAUUCAAACUGGAAAAUAAAAUAUAUAUAUUUAAAAUAUAACAAACAUACUGAUGAAGAAAUGAAAGUUUUUACUAUUCUGAUCCAGAAACACGUCUAUGAUUAACUAAAACUGGAAAGUCUGCGUCUCACCUGUGGAUUGCCCAGUUAUGAGGGAUGGCCACCAUGUUCUGAAGAAGAAAAUGAAGUGUCAUGUCUUAGACACAGAAAAAAAUCUCAUCAUUGUUGGUAGAAUAAUAAUUCCAGUGAAUAACAAGACGCCAUGGAGAAAAUAAGGUGCGAAGAGAUGAACAAGAAUUCUGCCAGCUGUAAAUUACCGAUAAACACCGAACUGAAGAUCAUCGAAGACCCUGUAUUUGUACAAGUCCAUGUUGCUGCUGACCGGAAGGACAUUGGCCGGAACUGGACACACAGAGAGAAAUGGUUGUUGUCCAUUUGUAUCUUUGUGGUAGUAGUUUUGGUGGCCUUUGUCACUGUUACUUUUGUUUUUAAGGAAAUAUAUAAUGCUGCAGAACUUCUUGAGGACAUUGAUUUCUCAGUGGAUCCAUGCGAUGACUUCUACCAAUAUACCUGCGGUAAUUGGGAACGGAGAAACAUUAUACCUGAAGAUAUGGCAGCCAUUGGCAACGUCGAACGGCAACACCGCAAACUACAGAUCAUUAUUAAAACUCAGAUCCAAUAUAUUGGAGACAAACCAUUCCACCUCAUUCUCCGUUCUUUCGGUGGUUGGCCUGUCAUCACAGACCAAUGGGAUGCUGAUAAAUUUAGUAUUGAAUCAACUUUGGCAAAACUCUACAAAGAAUUUCACAUCUCAGUGAUUCUCAAUUUCAAUGUCUCACCUGAUGAUAAAAAUUCCAGUACCAAUAUUAUCCACCUUGACCAGGCUCAUCUGGGAAUGCCAAGCCGAGACUACUACUUGGAUCCAAAUGAUAUACAAUAUGUAGACGCUUAUGAAAACUUCAUGGUUUCAGUGUCUGAGUUGUUAGGAGCAGACAGAAACUUCUCAAGGAAGGAACUCAGAGAGGUCAUUCAAUUUGAAACAGAAUUGGCAAAUAUCACGAAUUCAAUUGAAGAUCGAGUUGAUAUUGAAAGCUUAUAUACCAAAAUAUCAAUAGCUGAAUUGAAUCAAAUGGCACCAGAGUUUGACUGGCUGAAGUAUUUCCGAAGUAUCAUCUCUCCAGAUGUCCAAGAAAGUGAACAACUGGUCACCAUAGCACCAAACUAUCUCAAAAAUAUGUCACAACUCCUCAGUAGAACUCAUAAAAGAAUUAUAGCCAAUUACAUAUUUUGGAUUAUGACCAAGGAACUAUGUCCUCACCUCACACAUGAGUAUCGACUAUUAGAUUAUCGCUAUAGGAAGGUUCUAGAGGUAAGUGCCAUUGCAGCCUUCCCACUUUUCAUAUCCACAUUUCAUGUUUCAAUUUUCACAGUCAACAUCUCACAGCUGUCAAGAUAUGGAUGUCAACUGAUAAACACUGAAAUUGGUCAUGCUGUCGGAGCCCUUUUUGUCAGUGAACAUUUCAAGAAAGAAAACAAAGACAUUGCUCUGGAGAUGAUACAAAACAUUCGAAAUGCCUUCAACAAACUCCUUGACGACAAUACGUGGAUGGAUGAAGAAACUAGAAAAUUUGCUAAGGAAAAGCUGGAAGUGGACCCUGACAGCUACUUUCGCAAUGUCCACCAGAUCAAAAGAUACAGGUCUCAUAACCAAAUCAAAGAAUUGCGGGAACCAGUUGAUAGAGAGAAAUGGUUGCAAGACCCAGCUGUUAUUAAUGCUUAUUACAACCCAAAUACUAAUGAUAUUGUUUUUCCUGCCGGAAUACUACAGCCUGUCUUUUACAGUAACUCCUAUCCAAAGUCUCUGAAUUACGGUGGAAUCGGUAUCGUAAUUGGGCAUGAAAUUACGCAUGGCUUUGAUAACAGAGGUAGAAAGUUUGAUAAAACUGGUAAUUUGAAACAAUGGUGGAAGAAUGAGACUAUAGAGGCUUUUAAUAAGAAGGCACAGUGUAUGAUAGACCAAUAUUCCAGUUUUGUCUUGAAGCAAGCUGGUUUAAAGAUAAGAGGUAUAAACACACUUGGAGAAAAUAUUGCCGACAAUGGAGGUUUGAAACAAGCUUACCAGGCCUAUCAACAGUGGGUCGCCGAUCAUGGGGCUGAACCACCAUUACCAGGGAUCAACCUCACUCAUGAACAACUGUUCUUUGUUAACUAUGCACGGAUUUGGUGUGGAAAAAUGAGAGAUGAAGAAGCCCUAAACCAGAUUAGGACCGAAGUACAUAGUCCUGGACCAAUAAGAGUCAAGGGGCCAUUAUCAAACUCUGUGGAAUUUUCCAAAGUAUACAACUGUCCUUCGGGCAGUAACAUGAACCCAGUGCACAAAUGCCAAGUUUGGUAAACACCGUUUCAUUCAUUAGCACCAUCAGAGUGACUUCUAUAUUCACCAUACAAGCAGUUAACACUGAUAAAUGCAACUUGCAGCUCAUCUUCUCAGAUCCCUUGAAAGGAAACACAGUCAUGGUUCAACUUCUAACUUCAGCUUACCCCUUUUCUCUCUCUUUCUCCCUCUCUCAAUGAUGUAUGAGCUGUGAUUUAGGGAGUUCAAGUGGUCGCAGUGGUGGUGGUGGUGGUUGUUAUACCUUGUUGUUAAUUCAGUCUUGUACACAAUGUUAUUUUGGUAAAAGGAUGGGAAAGUUUACACAUGGUGGUAGUGGUGGUGUGGUGAUGGUAUUGGUUGUGUGGUAGUGGUGCAGUAGUAUCAGUGGAAGUGGGGUGAGUCAGGGGCAGGGUAGUAAGGAGAAGUAUUUAUAUCAGUGUGUGGUGGCUGUUAGAGAAGGAGAGAGAGAGAGAUCAGAAGUGGAAUGUUGUUCUGCAGUUGGCAAUUGUGAAAUUUGAUCAGGGGGUUGCUUGAAAAGGGCUGACACAGGAUCAAACAAUAACUCCAGAUAGACCAACAGUAACAUAGUCCUAGAAAUGUUAUGGCUCAAAAAAACACCACAUGGUGGACAUGGCUGAAACACAUCUGAUCACAGGUCUACUCUAUUAUCAGGGCUGAUCUGGAUCUAAGCAACAAUUCUUGAAGUUCAACACACCAGGGUUCAAUUCCUGGUGAAGUUGGAUAUUUUUUUUCCACAGACAACUAUUUUUGAAUAAACAAAUUUCCAACCCAA
Molecule: messenger RNA, 3458 nt
Organism: Octopus bimaculoides (California two-spot octopus)
Lineage: Eukaryota; Metazoa; Mollusca; Cephalopoda; Octopoda; Octopodidae
Product: neprilysin-1
Biological process (GO): protein processing
Cellular component (GO): plasma membrane
Molecular function (GO): metalloendopeptidase activity
Source: RefSeq, a predicted model, not a curated record